Messenger RNA from Psammomys obesus (fat sand rat), 2176 nucleotides. It is a transcript of the gene Map7d3, whose product is annotated as MAP7 domain containing 3. The record is from RefSeq and is a predicted model, not a curated record. Gene Ontology annotation, biological process: microtubule cytoskeleton organization. NCBI's taxonomy places the organism in Eukaryota, Metazoa, Chordata, Mammalia, Rodentia, Muridae. The coding region runs from base 1 to 2016 and encodes 671 amino acids. The transcript is spliced from 15 exons. Gene Ontology annotation, cellular component: microtubule cytoskeleton.
AUGGAUAAGCAUUCUGAGUGUAUAAAUGAGACCAUAAAUGCUGUUGCUGUGGCUGAAGAUCUAGCCAAAGAAAGGAGACAUAAACACCGUAUUAACUCUUCUGCGGUUACGACUAGGAGAUCUUCUUAUAUACCUGGUUGUUCUGUCCUUAAAAAUGAUAUCAAACAGCAGCUAGCCAAAGAACGCAGGGAAAAACAAAAACAUCAGCAAGAUGCCAAUAAGAAAAGACAUCUUAUGGAAAAAGAGCAGAAGUCUAACUUGCAUUAUGAGAAACAUCUAGAAAAAAAGCUGUGUAAACUGAGGGAACAGAAGGAAAAGGGUGAACAAAGACGCAUAUCAGCAGAGCAAAAGAGGAAACAGAAGGAGGCAGAAGAAAAAGAAAGAUUUAAGGCAGUUGUCUCUCAUACAAUGGAGCGAUGUAAACGUUUUGAUCAACAUCGGAAAAGCAGGUCACCGGAGAGUGGUGCACUCAACACCAACACAUAUGCAAAAAUGCAGGUUGCAGCAAAAUUAGGAAUAACACCGACAAAGAAAGCAGAAACACCGCUCAAGGAAGAUGUGAAAGAACCAGCAAAGGUGAAUAGAGAAAUCCCACCCAAGGAGAACAUGGAAUUGUCCUAUCUAGCAAAAAUGGCAGGAGCAUCUAAAGGUAAUGUGGAAGUAAUACUCCAGAAAAUGGAGGACAUCUCUGAUGUUAAGGUGGACUCCCCUCCCAAGGUGAAUAUUGAAGAACCCAGUGAUGUGAACAUAACAAGACACCCUACAUCAAAUGUUGACCAGCUACCCAUGGUGAAUGUGGACACCUCUCUAAGUGCCGGACCAUCCCCCAUUGUGAGUGAAGAUUCAUCCCUGAGUAUGGGAUCAUCCUCCUUUUUGAGUGUGGAAAUAUCUCCUGUUGUCAGCAUGGAUACCUCAUCUGAGGCAAGUAUAAAUACCUCAACUGAAUUAAGUAUGGACUCAGCAAGUGUCGAAGUUGCCUCAGCAGGAAAUACAGCUCUUGAGAGCAGUAGGGAACAACAUUUUUCUGAAGCAGGUGUAGAAGGACAGCCUGAGGAAAGUACUGAAUCAUCACGAAAGAAUCCAGAAAUGGACAAAAAGAAAGUAGACUGCGCCAUCAAGAAACAACCAUCUUGCCUCAUACUAUGUUAUAAUUGGCCAUCUACUCCCUUACUUGGAUGCUACCCACCUUCUCCCUUGAAGACUAUCACACAGAAUCAAAUAAUUCAUCCUCCAUCCCAUCCAGAAGUCUCAACAAAAGUAUCAACAAAAACUCCUCUGUCUUAUAAAAUAACCCUAUUUCAGAAUAUCUUAUGUAUGCCAAAAUCAUUGGGUAUGAUAAAGAAAAAUGAAAACAUUCAAAAGCAUCUGAUCAAAACAGAAUGUGGUGAUAAAAAGACAAUAAGCAAUGAAGCUGCCAUAAAAGGUUUCUUAGAGAUACACCGUACUAUUUACGAACAAAACGCGAAAAAGGAAACACAGAAUUUCAUAAAAGAUACAAAGCAAAGGAAUUCAGAACAUAUGGCAGAGAAAGGGUAUGAAAGCCCAGCCAAAGAAAUUUCAUUCCACGAAGAUGUGCAGCAAGAAAAAGAUCUGACAAAGAGAUAUUUUGGGUCACAAGAAAACCAAAAGAAACAGCUACAGAAAGGGGACAGCGCCAUGAUGAAAUCUCAGGACAGAGCUGAAGAGAGAACAAGGGAAAAUAAAAAACUUAUGUUACAAAAUUUGCAAGAAAGAUUAGAAAGAAGAAAGUUUUCGGAACUAGCCAAUAAUUGUAUAUCUAAAGAGGAUGAAGCCAAAGAUGAAGGUGAAACAAACGAUGAGGAAUCUCCUGAGAUGUUUCCAUCAGGAAUGAAGAUGCCAUCUAUGAAACUCAAAAAGUUUCACAAAAAUGCCAAUAAAAGGCCAAAGGCCUUUUCACAUCUCGACCUAGCUGGACAAGCAAAUAAUCUUGAAAACUCGUUUGCCUAUAGCCGUUCCAAGAUGCCGUUCGGAGGAGAGGAAGAAGGUGAUAUGUAAAUCCUGUGGAGCCUGGGAUAUCGAUCAUCUUCCACUCUAUAUUAAAACUCCCAAGGACAAGACUCCAAAAUGAUCUCCUUCACACUUGAACCGAGCAACAGAAACAGUCAUCCCCUCCCCACAAAAAGAAAAAGGAAAAUAAACCCAUCUAACAGUUACU